AUGCUUCCGUUUCGUGCCCAAGUCGUGCGUCGUGGGGUCCUCCAGACCCGCGCAAUUGAGUGGUCGACCAUGUCGCAGAAACUGUCGGACCCGCGUGCGCGCGCGGCUCUCGAUAGUCUCCGGGACGUCCACGGCCAGAUCGCAGCUGAAGCUCGCGUGUACCUGAAAGAGCCGGAAGCCAUUGACUUUGACUACUACCGCUCGGUGAUCAAGAACAAGGAGCUCGUGGACGCCAUGGAGAGCAAUUACAAGACCAUUGCGUUCCCCACGAUCACGCCGGAAGAGCUGGACGUGGCUGCCAAGUCGUCUGAGCUGCCGGAAGAGCUCCGUCUGAACGAGCAGGAGACGGUGGACCAACUCUUUUCGCAGCUGAACGAAAAGGUGGCGGACUCGAAAGCGCGCGUUGAAGAGCUCAAGGAACUCAUUGGACUGAUGGAAGAGACGCGCACGACGUUGGCGACGUCGAUGGACGAGGUUACGGCCAUGUACCCGGAAGUCGAAGAAGAGAUUGACGACGAGAUUGCCAAUCUCGAGUGGGAGAAGGACACGCAGUAG
Molecule: messenger RNA, 555 nt
Organism: Peronospora matthiolae
Lineage: Eukaryota; Oomycota; Peronosporomycetes; Peronosporales; Peronosporaceae
Source: the annotation of a GenBank genome assembly